UAGAAAUAAUGCAAUCUCCAAAAAUUUUGGCAGACAACUAAGUAUACAGAAUAGUUGAUAAAAGACAAAUUCUAUGAUUGAAACGCAUACAUCAAAGCUAGAUUAGUAGUACUAGAUUUUUUAGUUAAUUGGGAUAAAAAUUCCUAGAAGAAAAACUUAAUGAAAAUUGCUAGAAGAUUUUCAUAGAAAAAUGACCCCAAGCUUUUGAGUCUACCUUUUCGCAAUAAGUGAAUGUGAUUGAAAACACUGCCAAAAAUAACCGACAAUCUAGUUCGAAAUAGAGUGGAGGAUACUUACAAUAUGACAUUGCGAAAUUGUCUAAAUAUUAUAGAAAUACAUAUAUCAUAACAUCAAAAUAUAAAAUCAUAAAAUUCUAUGGAGUUUUAUCUAUAGAUAACAGUCCAAUAUAAUACAUAGGUACAUGAAAAGUUAUCGAAACACUUUGUUUAGAGGAAUUCUCAUUAUGAAAGUAUAUGGACUAUAAUGAAGAAUUAAAAAUGUUUUAAUUAAAAUAAAUAAAUAAAUAAAAUUAAAUCAAAAAACAAACUGAAAAUGAAAUCAAUUCCUUUAGUAUUAUCUUCUUCAAAUUAACGCAAAAUUUCAUGUGUAGGGAUCCAAAGAUUAAUUUUCUGUUCUUACAGAAAUUUUUCGAAAAGAAAAUUCAAAACCGUGUUGUAACUUUGUUACGGAUAGUAUUUAAUGUUCAAUUCUAUUUUCAUUUUAUUCUCCAAUAAGUUGAAGAACUUUAAUGCUUCAAUAUAAUAUUUUACAACACAGGGCAUUAUUGUUCGAUUCUACUAUAUGUAUUAUAAUCAUAAGAAAAAUUUAGUCUGUGUACAUACAUAUUUUUUUAUUUUAUCAACGAUUAUCAAUCUACAAAAAUUGAUUUAUUUGUAAUAUAUUACCAAUUUUUUUCAAUACACUGUUGACUGAUAUGUAAUAAUUUUAAGAACAGCUAAUAUCAGUCUAAAAAAUACAAGCACAAAUAGCUUUAUGCAUAAAAUGAAAAAAAAUUAUUUUUUAAUAAUCAUGUAUUUAUUUUUUUAUUUAUUAAUUUUUUUCAGAUAUCAAAACUGGAGAAACUAUUAAUGUUAAUUUAUGCUUAUAUUUCUCCAGUUUUUUGUUAAGUCAAUCAAUAUGAAAUGAAAAAACAAUUCCGAAAAAGGAUGAUCUGCUGAACGGAAUGAAAAAUAUUCAGAAAAAAUUUGUUACCAAAUUUUCGGUUAUGCUUAGUUUAUUCAUCAACUCAUGAAAUGAAUAAUAAUAAUUUAUAACUAGAAAGAUUUUAUCCGUUAAGAAAUAUAUACGGUAGAGCAUUGUAUUACUGGAAAAAUGAUUUUGAAGAUAUUGGGAUUCAUUUUUCAUAUAAACAGUGUCUCAAUAAACCAAGGAUGGUAAUGUUGACAAGGAAUAGAAAAAAUGAAUUAAACAUAAGGAUGCAUUCGAAAAUUUAAAAAUAAAAUCUGUCAUAAAUUGUUAUCAUACUUCAAAUGGGUUUAUGCUCCUAUUUAUAGGGCACGCUAAGGAAUUGUCAAAAUCGUUGGAUGCCGUUGAUAAACGUAGGGCAGGCACUUUUAGUACUUGUUCACAACGAACGAAAGCCUUAGAUUCCCUUCACACCAUAGGGUUUUCACCGUCGUGUGUUUACCCGAUGUCCCAAGUUACAUUGAUAUAAUGGGAUCUUUCACACGUGUUCCGUUUCAGUUUCGUACCGGAAAACAACCGGUGCUCGAUGUGCCCACCGUACGGAUAAAACCCGAUGAAUAAUUUUUCAUCCGGUUGUUUUCCAGUAAAACCCUUGGUUGAAAGGAGUCUAACUCUUUAUUAUUAUUAAGCUGUUAAUUUCAUGAUUCAACGUGAACUCAAAAUUGAACUAUCUUCUUUGGGAUAUUACCCAGACAGAGAGGUUGUCUCUGGAUAUUACUACUAUAUUGCACUUAUUACCAAAGGCGCAUGCGAAGGAAGAGAAACGAACGAUUUUGACAACUCGUUGUGAUGCCAAUUCAAAAGGGUUCGUUGUUUGGAUUGACAGAAAAUCGCAAACCUAACCGAAGGUUACCGGUAAGGUAAUUGUGUAAGGAAAAUACUACUCGUAAUUUUGUGGAUUACUUUUCGGUAAUUCUGAAAUGUUUCUUAAAUCCAAUAAAUUAUUUAACCAACUGUAUUCAGAUGACUAAUGCUCUACUGUUGCUCCAUGAAUUCUCAGAAUAUGGAGUUUCUCUGUUAUGUCUUGAGGAAUAUUUUUUUUGUGUAAGAAUUGUAUGUUUGUUCAGGAGUGUUUGUUCAGUAUAUUCACUAUGUUGUUACAACAAUUCAGGACUAUAGGUCGGAAUACACCUUAUAUUUGAAACGAAAAGGAAUUAGUAUAUAGAGGUAUACGUAAUUCAUCAAAAGCAUUGAAAAUUAAGACUCGAGUUUAUUUUUUCUCUCAAUGUUGAUAUUGAUUCAAAAAACUUGAGAAAACUUAUUAUUUACCUUUUUGAGUGGUUUAUAUGAAAUCUUCAUCUGUCUUCAACUUUCAAUGUUUAAAAUAUAUUUUCGAAAUGCUACCCUGAAUGGUAAAAAUGAAAACAUAUUUGAAUAUGAGGAACCAUUGACCCAAAAAUGACUAAGAGCUGCUAAAAUAUAGUUAUAUGUACCUUGGAGAAGUUUGUCGAUAGGUUUUGUCUGAAGGUUUAGUGGAUGUUUAAAUUUCGAAUUUACAGUCAAUUCAUCAAAUGCUUUAUAGAAGUGUGCGUGCAUGAAUGUUUUUCUUUCUGAAAUCGUGAUGGCUAAGUGCUUAACUGUGGGUAAACAUAAUACACUUAUGUUUCUCUCAAGAUUGAUGUAUGUACCGAUGUAUGAUGCACGUUUAGAUGUUAGUUUUUUUUUAUAUUGUAUGCAUAACGAUAAUACGAGUAGUGUAUGUUAAGAGUGUGUCCAAAAAAUAUCAGAAAGAAAAAAAAAUUACAUAUUGUGUUAUAAUUCAAAAAAAGAAUGAAAAGUUACAAAAAUGUUGAAAAUAAAUUUAAUUAUGUUGAAUCUGUGUAUUCAUCCGAGUAAACGACCCGAAUCUAAUCUUAUCUCCUUGCCUUUCGUGUACAAAUGUUUGUUGAGGUCAGUGUUGCUUGUUCCAUUGUGUGUUCCGUCAAGUCAAAAUGUUAGGUUUCCGUGAAUUGUUUAGAAAACAACAUUCACUAAUAGCAAUGGUUCAUGUUGAUGCGUUACCAGGAACUCCACGAUAUAAUACCUGUAUGGAAAGAAUUGUGGAGAAAGCUUGUAAAGAGACGGAAAUCUAUCUUCAGAAUGAUGUUGAUGGAAUUCUCAUUGAGAAUAUGCAUGACGUACCUUACAUUAAACAUGAAAAAUUUCAACCAGAAACGGUAGCAUGUUUAAGUAGAGUUUGUGCGGAAAUCAAGAGAAUCAUUCCGGCUACAUUACCUUGUGGCUUACAAGUUUUGGCGGGAGGAAAUAAAGAGGCUCUUGCCAUUGCCAAAGCUUGUUCACUAAACUUCAUCAGAGCAGAAGGAUUUGUAUUUGGUCAUAUCGCUGACGAAGGAUAUAUUGACGCAGACGCAGGAGAAAUUAUGAGAUAUAGAAAAUAUAUCGAGGCUGAUAACGUAAAAGUCUUCACUGAUAUUAAGAAAAAGCAUAGUUCACACUCAAUAACUGCAGACGUAUCACUUGUGGAAACUGCGAACGCAGCUCAUUUCUUUCUAUCCGAUGGAGUAAUUUUAACAGGAACCUCUACAGGAUCCCCGGCGGACGCAAGUGACCUAGCAGAGUUAAGAAAUCACUGUAACUUGCCUAUAUUGAUAGGUUCUGGUGUGACAGCAGACAACUUGAAAAGAUAUAAAUCAGCCAAUGCGUUUAUUGUAGGAUCUUAUUUCAAAAGGGGUGGCGUAUGGUGUAAUGAUUUGGAUGAGAACCGAAUUAAAAGUUUGUAUAACCAUGAACGAGGAAAGAAGUAAUAAUCCUCAACCAAAUA
Molecule: messenger RNA, 3967 nt
Organism: Coccinella septempunctata (seven-spotted ladybird)
Lineage: Eukaryota; Metazoa; Arthropoda; Insecta; Coleoptera; Coccinellidae
Exons: 6
Coding region: 3138-3950 (270 amino acids)
Biological process (GO): intracellular signal transduction
Cellular component (GO): cytoplasm
Molecular function (GO): guanyl-nucleotide exchange factor activity
Source: RefSeq, a predicted model, not a curated record